AUGGCAUUUUUACCGCAAACUGUGAAUCUGGUAACGAGCACCGGCGACAACUCAUCAGCAGCAGCAACAUCGUCUUCCAUCCUGACGACAGCUAACCCACUCUUUUGCGCUUCUGGCAUCUGGCUUUUUAUUGCACUGACUAUUACGUGUAGCUGUGCGGUAGAAGCGUUCUACCUCGAUGACCUUCAACAGCAACCCCGUGUUCUCCCCAUUUCUACGGCCCUUCGUGCUGGCCAAGAAUCUGGACACCCGGCCAAUGCGACAACGAUGCGCCAGCUGCUGCGGCAAAAGGCGAAAACAUUCGGACAAAGUGCGGAAGAGAUUAAAAAAGUGAAUUACUACAUGCGAAAGAUGCAGCUCUUCCAGGCAAAGCAGCAUCCAGAAGAAGAAGAAGCGCAACAAAAUCACCUGGCCGAAAAGCCUUCCGGAGCCUUCCAAACCAUAUAA
Molecule: messenger RNA, 447 nt
Organism: Gongylonema pulchrum
Lineage: Eukaryota; Metazoa; Nematoda; Chromadorea; Rhabditida; Gongylonematidae
Source: the annotation of a GenBank genome assembly